Molecule: messenger RNA, 549 nt
Organism: Brassica rapa (field mustard)
Lineage: Eukaryota; Viridiplantae; Streptophyta; Magnoliopsida; Brassicales; Brassicaceae
Product: meiosis regulator and mRNA stability factor 1
Biological process (GO): regulation of gene expression
Cellular component (GO): peroxisome
Molecular function (GO): RNA nuclease activity
Source: RefSeq, a predicted model, not a curated record
AUGGAAGCAACGUGCAGAGAAGCAUCUGAGGAAGAGGGAUUUGCGAGAACAGCGAAAACAUCAGUCUGGUGGGACAUUGAGAACUGCGGUGUCCCAAAAGGUUGUGAUGGCCAUAAGAUUGCUCUCAACAUUAAAUCAGCUUUGGGGAAAAUGAAGUAUUGUGGUCCGCUCGCCAUUUAUGCUUAUGGUGACAUUAAUCAAAUGCGUUCAUCUGUACAACAAGCUCUCUCCUCCACCGGCGUAUCACUCAACCACGUCCCUCCCGGAGUUAAAGACGGGAGCGACAAGAAGAUCCUUGUAGAUAUGUUGUUGUGGACAAUGGAAAACCGAGCUCCUGCUAAUGUGAUGCUGAUCUCUGGUGAUGGAGAUUACUCAUAUGUUCUUCACCGAUUGAGGAUGAUGGGGUACAACGUUCUUUUAGUGCGACCUGAGAGUGCAUCUCGCUUUUUAGUUGCUGCAGCAGAUAGAAUAUGGUUAUGGAGGAGCGUAGUUGCUGGUGGCUCUGGCUCCGAGGUCAGCAAGGGUGUGAACUCAGGCCUUGGUCGUUGA